AUGGAAUCACUCACCUGGUUUGUUCUGCUCCUGGCAGGUUUGACCUGCACCCAUGCCGUGGGAACCCGUGAGACAAUACAAAAUUUACCUAGCAUUUGCCAGGUAGAAUUCAGAUUUGUUCUCAUAUGGACACACGAUUGUGCCUGUAGUGUCCUCACUACUGGCCAUAUCAUUUCCGCUUGGUCUUGCUUCCAAGCCAGUCCCUCUGACCGUCGAAUUCGUCUUGGUACUGCUACAAGUGGGUGGGGAGGUAUCACUCGUGAGGUACGCAGCAUCAUCAAUCAUCCCCUUGCAGACUUGACUGUAGUCCGAUUAACCAAUCUCGUGUUGUUAGGACCAACGAUCCAGAAUGUUCCUAUCGUACCUCAGGACCACUCCGUACCUCAAAAUGAGCCCUUGUCUAUUGCUGGAUGGGGUUCUACCGCUCAAGGAGGCUUAUUUACAAAUUCCUACCUCUACAGAGCUUGGUUAGAAAGCAAGAAUAUAACAUUAUGCAUGAAUCAGCACCCCGGCCGCGUCACUCUGGAGAAUUUGUGUGUCGGUCUAAUUGGCAGUGCUGGUCGGGACUUCGAUUCCGAUGAUGCAGGAGCUCCUAUCUUGUACCGGGGCGCCUUAGCUGGAUUGGCCUCAUUCGGCGCGGCCUCUAGCAAUAAUAAUUUGCCGAUAGUUGCCACCGCAAUUGCCCCAUACACUAACUGGAUUGUUGGUGCUGCAGUUUAA
Arctia plantaginis is the source of this 720-nucleotide messenger RNA. NCBI's taxonomy places the organism in Eukaryota, Metazoa, Arthropoda, Insecta, Lepidoptera, Erebidae. The record is from the annotation of a GenBank genome assembly.